AUGCCGCCUUCCACCUCAUCAGAUAAAUUGCCGCAAUAUUACCCUAGGUUUAACACCCCAACGGGCUGCCCUCGAACGCCUACAGAAAUCACUCAGGUGGCGAUGAUAGCCGACUUCCGUAUUCGCGCCGCUCUGUCCCAGUGCUGGGACCAUAACUACUUCCCCCCCGAGGACUGGGACGAAGAGACCAGAGACGCUGUGUACAUCGUGUCGCGGUUCUACUCUCCCCAGACGAACACGACCCUACCUUGGUUCGACGUCGUCUCGCAAGAUGGAGCCAGAAAACCAUGGGAAAAUGGUUUCGAGCUCACACGGGAAUGGCUAGACGAGCAUCCAAGCGAGUGGGAGGAGUUCUGGCCGGGUCUCGAAAUUGGAGGGAACAAAUGGUGGAAGGAAGCCGAAUUUGAGGAAGAGGCAAAACUUCAAGCCGGACUCUCGGAAAGGGGUGAUCUUAACGUUCGUGCUCGCUCUGUUGCUCGCAUCGAAUCGCCUCCUUCUGCGCAUGUUGCUAGCUCUUCGUCGCCCCCCCCACAUAUCCCAAACCAUCCCUCGGUGUGGCCCUCCGAAUUCUUUUUGCAAACCCCAGGUGCUGGCCCGUCCUCCGGCCCUGGCCAUGGGUAUGAUGCGGUUGCAGAAGAUGACGCAAACACCACGACGAACCCGAGGCAGAAUGAGAAUAGAGGAGACGGCCGUCGUACAGAGGGUGAAGAAGUCGAAGAGAACGACUUCAACCUCGACGAUUUACAGAUGGACUACCCGCCCUCCCGAGAAAGCUGGCGGCGUCUUUGCAGCGCCGUCGGUUUUCUCCUUCAAAAUGAGGCGUCGCGUCCCCGAGAGGGCCAUUGA
Coniophora puteana RWD-64-598 SS2 is the source of this 846-nucleotide messenger RNA. RefSeq lists its product as uncharacterized. Bases 1 to 846 code for a protein of 281 amino acids. NCBI's taxonomy places the organism in Eukaryota, Fungi, Basidiomycota, Agaricomycetes, Boletales, Coniophoraceae. The transcript has 3 exons. The record is from RefSeq and is a predicted model, not a curated record.